AAGUAAUUUCUCACCAUACGUUAAGAUGGAGAAGCGCCAGAGGGAGCUGGAGUCCCUGGUCAGCACACAGAAAGAGCAGCUUAUUCGCUACGAGAAGCGACUCAAAGAUGUGGUUACGGCCUACAAGGGUCUGAUAAAGGAAAAGGAAGCCCUGGAGACGAGUUUGGCUGCCCAUGCAGAGGCCACAAGUGCAGGAUCUCCCGCCAAGGAUGCGGAUCCUGCAAAUGUAAAUGGCACCGCCAGUACAGACUCCACCGAUGGGGCAGAGGGUGCUUCUCCCUCGGCUGAGGGACAGCUGCAAACUCAGAUCAUCACGUUGAUGAACUCGCUGGCCACCCUGUCGGCGGAAAAGUCUCGAAUGGAAGCCUCCUUCCAGGCGGACAAGAAGCAGCUGCGCAGCCAGAUUGCCCAAAAGGAGCAGAGCAUACAGGAGCUGCAUGCCAAGGCCAAGGAACAGGCCGCCAAGGCCAAGAGCGAUGUCGAUGAGGUCAAAGCCAGGUGGAUCAUAGAGCGGCAAGAGCGCGAAAAGGAGACCAAUAACCAAAUGCUGAUGAUUCGCGAGCUCCAGAAGCUCUACGCAGACGAAAGGCACCUCAAGGACAACAUCGAGAUGCAGCUGAACAACUUUAAGACGCAGUUCGCCAGCAACGAGGCCGAGAACAGUCGCCUUCGCGAUCUGCAGGCGCAGCUCAAGGAGGCCAAGAAUCAGCUAAGGCAAUUUCAGGCCAAGGCCGAACAUGCAGCCGUUGCCAACAACACGGAUAACGCCUCCCUGCUGCACCAGGUGCGCCAGGAGAUGCAGCAACUGAAGGAACAGCAUGCGGUGGCCAUUAACCAGGAGCAGCGGAGGGUUCUGCGGGCCGAGGAGCAGAGCCGCAAACAGGCGGCUCUACACGAAGGUCGUGUGGCCAAUUUGGAGGCACGCCUUGCCGAGCUGAGCACCACUGUGGGCAGCUAUGACCGACUGCGUCAGCAGGAUCAAGACAGCAUCCAUGCACUCAAGCAGCAGCUGCAGGACUUAGAGCAGGCCCAAUCCCGCCCGGCCCCCCCUCUGAGGGCUCUCAGUGAUGAUGUGGAUACUGCCACAUUGGUGGAUGAAAUCGUACGCCUGAAGAAGCUGCUCACCACUGCCAAUGCCCGCUCUACCAAUCCGAUCGAUCUCAAUGAGAUUCUCUCCCUGGGCACCCAUGCAACGUCGUCGUCAUCGUCCGAAAGUCAUGUGCAAUGCGAGCAGCAGCUCCACGGUGUACAGAAAAUGCUGGAGGCUGGCAAACAGCAGCGCCAGCUGCUCGAACAAAAAAUCCAGCUGCAACAGUCGCACAUCCAGACGCUGCAGGAGAAGGUGCAAGUGCUCAACCGAAACAUUGACGAGUCGGAGCAGGAGCUCAAGCAGCAGGGGGACAAGCUGAGGCAGGCCCUGAAGAACGAGCGCACCAAAUGGCAGGAGGCCAAGGCAGAGCUCGAGAACGAGACGCGCUGCAAGCUCAACGAGCUGGAGCAGCUGCUGCAGAAGCAACGACAGAGAUCCCUGCAGCUUCUCGACGAGAAGGAGCAGGAGAUCAAGACGCUGCAGACCUCAUUUGAGGUAUUUCAUACAGCCGGUGGUAGCGGCGCCUGCAGUGCUCUGCCCGCUCUCUCUCUAGACACGGCUGCCGAGUCCUAUAACUACUCCUCCGAUGGCGACAGCGUGGAGGUGGAGAGCGAGCAACGGGAACGCGAUCGCAGGCUGCAGGUGAAAUCCAAGAAAUUAUCCCUAGGCGAGAACUGCCACAUGCUGCACUAUGCCAACGAGCUGGCCCGCAAGGACAUCGAAAUCACAGCGCUCCGAAAGGGCAAAUAUUCUGCGGAAUCCACGCUGCGAAAGGCCAUACAGGAUAAGGUGACUUCGCAGCAGGAGAUGCAUGAGAAGAUUGAAUGCCUGGAGGAGCAGGUGGACAGACUCGAACGUUGCAAGACACGCGAGGGCGCCAAUCUGGAGUAUCUGAAGAACGUCAUCAUCAGCUACAUUGUGACGAAGGAUGCCGAUGGCAAGCGGCACAUGCUGAAUGCCAUCUCGGCGGUGCUACAGUUCACCGGCACCGAGAUGCAGGCCAUCAAUGCUGCAUUCCAAAAGAAAUAACAUUCGUAAUUGUACAACAGAAAAGUUCAUUAUUAAACCACAAAUUUAGCUAAAGCCA
This is a messenger RNA of Drosophila miranda, 2177 nucleotides long. It is a transcript of the gene GCC88, whose product is annotated as GRIP and coiled-coil domain-containing protein 1. Gene Ontology annotation, cellular component: Golgi apparatus. The record is from RefSeq and is a predicted model, not a curated record. The coding region runs from base 26 to 2119 and encodes 697 amino acids. Lineage: Eukaryota; Metazoa; Arthropoda; Insecta; Diptera; Drosophilidae. The transcript is spliced from 3 exons.